UGUCGCGAUAUUUUGAAUUUUGUCGCUUUGGGGCCGCCAUUUUUGGGCAUUUACUCUUAUGGUGGGUUGGCGCUUCACGGAUGUAUUUAAUAGUCAUGGUUUUAUCGUCCUCGCAGCGUUUCUAGCUGUAUUUCACCGUAUAAACGUCCAAACCUGGUGAAGGCUAUGCCCUUCAGAAGACCUUCGAAGGUCAUUUCAGAAGGUCGCCUGGGUUGAUGUCCUUGUGGCUGAAAGUUAUGCAUAGAAAUAGCUUGCUUACUCAUUUAUGUGGUCUUCUUGCUUGCUUUGUUUGAUGGGAUGCUUCUUGACUUAUUUUCUAUUUCCAGGAGUUGGAUGAAACAAUGGCAACACCUGAAGUCACAAGUCCUUCAGACAUUCAAGACGAUCUGAAAGAUGAAAAUCUGAAAGCUACUGUGGCUUUAGACAAACUGAUUAUGGGAGUAACCCCAAAGUCAGUAGUCCCGGUUUCAGCCAGCGAUGACCAGGUGCCUUCUACUACCUACGUUACAAUUCAUCUCCCCGAUGGGACGCAGGGAUCAACUCUGAGUCAACAGAAGUUACAGGAACUUAUAAUGCACUUAUCUCAGUCUGGUCAAAUACAGCUACGAGAAGACAGCAAAAUAGUUAUCGAUCUCAAAUUCACCGGUAAGUCAGGUGGUCAAACCGUCCAACCGAAACUGGAAAACCCACUACAACAGUCUUCUGUAUCCAAUUGUACUCCACAAAUACAGACCAUGGCUUCAAGUAACCCUCACCGUGUGUUGCACGUUGGUAGCCCGGGUUCUGAUGGAAUUCAAAUUGUGCGUACUAUGCCUUCUUUUGUCAGCUCUAGUACUCAGAUAAUUUCAUUUCCGACAGUUGCAACACAACAAACAGUAGCCACUCAUUCCAGUAAUCCUAGACAGCAUAUUCAACAGCAGCCUACAUACAUACUUGUUCCAGCAGCCCAACUAGCAAGUGGUACAGAAAAUCACGUGUAUGCAAGCACACCUAUACGUGGUGUUACAACAGGUUCAACAGAUCGCAGCAUUAUUCUACUCCAACAACCAGUCGGUGGAACCGGUAUUCACCUUGGCUCAACAAACACAAUUGUUUCUGGUUCAGGCGGAGCAGGCGGUGGAACCACUUUGGUCCCUUUACGACCAUUAAACGUUUCUGGAGGCGGAAAUGGUUUAGUAACCAGUGGUGGUACAACUCUAGUCAGUACGGGUUCAAAUCGUCUAAUUGGUUCUAAUGUUGGCGUUGAUUUAUUUUCAAAUAAUAACUCCGUGGGGUCACGGUCAUCACAAAGUCAGUCUAGUUCAGUCGGUCUGGUCACAAUCUCCGCGAAUGCAGCUGCGUCUGGGUCCUCAUCAUCUGGAACUCCUCAGCGUGAAUCAACCUGGCAGCAGUAUGUUAAACAGUUUACUAAACUUGGCCCCUGUCCAAUUUGUGGUGAUAAAAUCUCCGGUUAUCAUUAUGGUAUAUUCUGUUGUGAAUCCUGUAAAGGCUUUUUCAAGCGUACUGUUCAAAAUGCCAAAAGAUAUGCUUGUCAUCGUCCUAAUGCAGCUUCACGAUGUGAUAUAAAUAUAAAUACACGCAAAAAAUGCCCUGCUUGUCGUUUCCUAAAAUGCGUUGAUAAAGGAAUGCGUAUCGAAGCUAUCCGCUCAGAUCGAACUCGUGGAGGACGUAGUAUGUAUCCUGGUUCGCGUUAUUUACGUCAAAUUGCAGCACGCGUUAGUGGUACUCGUUCCAAUUCUGGCCUAGGUAUAUCUAAUUCAUCUAUGGACUUUUCAGCUUCAGAUAUGGAUGGAAACAUGCUAGGUGGGCUAGCAGAUCAAAGUUUAAUGUCAGAUGAUGGAGAUCAACUCUCAUGUUCUGUUGUUGGCUUAGCUGCGCAUAAUCUAGGUCCUGAUGGUUUACCAGCCUCGGAGGAUGCUGGUGGCGGUGUAUAUCUAGAUCCUGGUGUUCUUGGUACACAUGAUAAUGAUGAUGAAGAAAUAGACUCUGGAAGUUUACGUGUUGAACCGAGUAUAUUAGAAUGUGGUAAUGGGAUUGUCGGUGGUGCAAAUAUUUCAUCAUCUGUUGUUUCACCAUAUAGACAGGUAAUUGUAGGCGGGUCGAAUGAAUCAAUACCACGAGUGAGAGAACAACUCCCAAAGAUUAUUCGUGAUAUCCUCUUAGUAGAGGAGACUAUAGAAGCGGAACCAGAGGAUGCGUUGGAAAUCGACGCUUCAGUUGGAUCAGACACUCCAAUACCUGAAGGUGUUUCAGAGGAUGAAGCUGCUGUUUAUCGUGCCCUAUUAAAUUUAGCAGAUCAACGUUUGUAUAGAACUGUACGUUGGUCUAGAGCUCUUCCAGAUUUCUCCCUACUUGAUACCGAUGAUCAGAUACUUUUAAUUCAAAAUUGUUGGGCAGAUUUACUAUGUCUUGAUUGUUGCUGGCGUUCAUUACCUACUCCCACGGAAAUUCGUCUUACAUCAAGUAAAUGUAUCAAUCUUGAGGCAGCACGUGAAAUGGGUGCAGAAGAAAUAGUCGAAAGAAUUUUACAACUAACACAAUCCUUAACAAGAUUACAAUUGGAUGUUGUAGAAUAUGCUUGUUUGAAAGUUAUUGUUCUUAUGCAAGCCGAUUUGAGUAAUUUGAAAGCCAGUGCUCAAGUACGAUCUUAUCAAGAAUGUGUACGUGAACUAUUAAUGGAUUAUGUUGCAAAAUCAUCACCUGAUAUAAAUGAUAAAUUCAAUAAACUGAUUAAUCGUAUCCCUGAGUUACACAAAACAAGUCAAGCUGCUCGUUCAAUGCUUGCUGACUUAGACCUGUCCGCUUAUCUAUCAAGUAAUUCACUGUUAAUGGAACUUUUACGCAGUGAUAUACAACGGUAUACACCGAAUCAUGGAAAUGGUAAUGAUAACAAUAAUAAUAAUAAUUCGUCCGAUUCACCAACUACGACUACUGCAGCCAGCUUACAAGGAUCAACUACAAAUCUGUCUGGAAAGACAGUUUCAGUCACUUUAGGAUCUGAUUCAACCGAAGAUGAUCGAAAAGAUCCCAGCUUGAUUCAAUCACCUGUUGUCAGUGAUUUAUUAUCCAUGCCUAACACUACUACUAAUAAUAAUAAUACUUUUAUGAAUAAUAACACUAAUAGUAAUAAUAAUGUGACAACAAUAACAGAGAGUAGACUUAGUGAGACAAUCAAUAAUUGUUCUAAAUAGAUCACUUUUUAUACACAUAUAUAUAUAGACACAUACCUACAUAUAUUAUAUACAUAUUACUAUUAUUAUCAUUAUCAUUGUCAUUAUAACUAUUAUUGUACUUGGGUGCAUAUUGUGUAUGUGUUUUCUAUUGCUGCGCCACAUCUGUAUAAAUAUAACAUUUAAUACUACUCCGCCUUUGAGUAGUACCAUUACACCAGCAGCAGCAGCGACAACAACAACAAUCCGAACUCCAACAGCAAUAGAACUUACUGUGGUGUGAGUUCGAGAACUAUCAUAAACUGUCCUUAUUAUUAUUGUUAUUUUUCAUGUAAAUACUCUUCUCAUUUUUAAGAAAAUAUUAUAUGAUACUUGCAAAAUAGAUGGAAAUUACUGAUAUAUAUAUAUAUAUAUAUAUAUAUAUAUAUAUGGACAUUAUAGUUUUCCUGUUCAAAGGCUUAUCAACUAAUAUUUUCUUCUCAUUCCCUCCCCUUUUUUUAAUUUCUUUUGAAUGUCAUACAUAAAUGUAUCUAUUUAUGUACAUCUAAGCGUAUUUCAUAUCUAUGUGUGUGUGUGUGUAUGUAUAACAACAAAGAUUGUUUUUUAUUUCUUAUUUGUUUAUUUCUAAAAUGAAAUGAAGCAAAUAUUAUCACUUUCAUACUUUUAUUGUACUCACUCACUCCCGGUUAUGUAUGUAUUUGUCUCUAUCUAUCUAUCUAUCUCCUUUUGCCUCUCUCUAUAGAUGUAUGGAAGGUGUGUUGUACAUAUUGUACUGCUACUACUAAUGGUCAUUUAAGUAGUUUAGCUAAUGUUGUCUUCAUUUUAUUUUUCUUAUUAUUUAUUUCUUUUUUUAUUUAUUUAUUUCUAUAUGUAUAUCGUUUAGAAAAUAAUACGCCAACAAUCAUCAAUCUCAUUUCUCUUCUUUUAGUACUUACUCACUAAUAUUUUCGCACUGUCUGCCUCUGUCACAUACACAUAUAGACUCAUACAUAGAGACAAAGUCACAGUUAAAUCUAUAUAUAUACUCUUAUUGUAUGUUGUUUUAGACAACAGUUUAUGUAAUAUACUGAAGAAAGCCAACCAACAAACAAACAGACAGAUGGAGUGUUGUCAUAAGUUUGUUAUUGUUGGUGGUGCUGUUUCUCAUCUGAAAUGCCAAUAGGAGGGGGGAGAAGCAGCAACAGAUUGAUUAGUUUUUCUUUUCUUUCUUUCUGUGUGUUUUCAUUCUCUCUUUUUUUUCUUUCUUUAUUUCUUUUGAUACCUUUACAUUAGAAAUUUGUUGGUAUUUUUUACUGGAAAGAUUAUUUAACUAUAUUAUUAUUAUUACUAUUAUCACUAAAUGCAUGUCUCAUUUAUUAUUAAUACUAUUAUUAUUAUUAUUGUUAUUUUGAUUAUUAUGUCUGCUGUGGUUUCUCCUUAUUGCGGGGGAGUGGUGCAGGUAUAAACAGGAGUGUGGGGGGAUUUUCGUGUAUUGGGAGUUGAUCAUCUUGUGGGUUGAAUGUCACCAUAUGCAUGUAUGGUAUGUGUGGACUUAUGAUGCU
Molecule: messenger RNA, 4711 nt
Organism: Trichobilharzia szidati
Lineage: Eukaryota; Metazoa; Platyhelminthes; Trematoda; Strigeidida; Schistosomatidae
Source: the annotation of a GenBank genome assembly